AUGAAGAGGAGAAACUUAGGUGUAUCUCAUGAUGCUUCAAAAUUGACAAAGAAAAGAUUUAAAACAAAAGAGCUCCAUGUUAUUGAUUCUGAUGUUGAUGCUAAUGAUAGUUUAAUGGGAACAAGCAGUAAAAUCAACAACAACAAUAAUAGGUACACUCUAGGUUGA
This is a messenger RNA of Entrophospora sp. SA101, 168 nucleotides long. The record is from the annotation of a GenBank genome assembly. NCBI's taxonomy places the organism in Eukaryota, Fungi, Glomeromycota, Glomeromycetes, Entrophosporales, Entrophosporaceae.